AAAAAAAAAAAGAAAAAAAAAAGAAACAGAAUGAUGUGGUUUUGACUGUUUCAAAGAAUAUUUGGGUGGUGAAGCUAAAAAAAGGAAUUUCAAUUGGCCAAAAAUGUUCGCAGCAACCAUUUGUUGGGUGAUCUCAUCAAUGGUGGAUAAAAAUAACAAAUUGGUUUGGGGAAACCCAUAAUAGAGACUCCUUUUUAGAAAUCCUUUAGCUUUGUGUUGCUUUCUUUUCUUUUUUGAUUCAGACCUCCUCACCCAGGAGGGAAUGGAGAUCAAAGAAAAGAAGAGAAUUUCAAGCUUCUCCUCCUCUCCAUUUAUGUCAUCAUCUUCUUUGAUGGCUUUCCUCCUGGUUUUCCUCUGCUUCAUCCUUUACGCCCCCAUCGCCGCAUUCGCCCUCGGCCCUGGCUCCGGCGUCUCCUUCAUUCCUAAAGACAACUUUCUCCUUGACUGUGGUGCCACAAAGGAACUUGGUGCACUCCCUGAUGGAAGAGUGUUCAAAACUGAUGACCAAUCCCUGCAGUUCCUAGAUGCCAAGGAUGAGAUGGUAGCCGCCGCCCCACCCGAUACAAACGCCCCAUCCCCCGUCGAUUUGACAGCCAGAGUCUUCCUCCAAGAAGCUGCUUACCAUUUUCAGAUGGCUGAGCCUGGAUGGCAUUGGCUGCGCCUCCAUUUCUUGCCUGUUAAAACCAAUGACUUUGAUCUCUUGGAGGCCAAAUUUUCAGUUGUCACUGAAAAGUAUGUGUUGCUUCACAGCUUCAACAUCAACAAUGAAUCCACAUUUGUUCUCAAGGAGUUUCUACUUAAUAUCACUGAACCAAAACUCUCAAUCAAGUUCCUUCCAAUGAAGAAUUCAGCUGCUUUCAUCAGCGCCAUCGAGGUCGUUUCUGCUCCGGAGGGCAUGAUCUCCGACUCCAACAUGGAGCUGUCUCCAGUCGGGAUGGUCGACGGCCUAAGCAAAUAUGCAUUUCAGACAGUGUAUAGGCUGAACAUGGGAGGUCCUGUAAUCACUCCAAGAAAUGACACUCUUGGGAGGACAUGGGAGCGAGAUGAAGCUUACAGGAAACCUUUAGCUGCUGGAAAGAAUGUUGUUGUUCAGACCAACAGCAUCAAAUAUCAAGACGGCCUGGAAGAAAUUGGGAAGUUAAUUGCGCCUCCAAGUGUUUAUGCAAGUGCAGUUCAAAUGGGAGAUGUUCAAUCCAUGGAACCAAAUUUCAAUAUCACAUGGAGAUUUGAGGCAGAUCCCUCAUUUGGGUAUCUAAUUCGCUUCCAUUUCUGUGACAUUGUCAGCAAAGUUCUAAACAAUCUGUAUUUCAAUGUUUAUGUAAAUGGGAAGGCUGCCAUAACCAACUUGGAUUUGUCACACAAGCUAGGAGUUUUGGCAACUGCAUACUACCAGGAUGUUGUGAUUAAUUCUUCCUUCAUUGUAGAGGGAUUGACAAUUCAGAUUGGUCCAGCGAAUGUCGAUACGGGCGAUGCGAAUGCAAUUCUAAAUGGGUUAGAGGUAAUGAAAAUAAGCAAUUCUGUUAAUAGUCUGGAUGGAGAGUUUGGAGUGGAUGGUAAGUCUGCAAAUGGGUCAAACCGUGGCACGGUUGCUGCUGUUGGGUUCGCGAUGAUGUUUGGGGCGUUUGUCGGGCUCGGUGCGAUGGUGAUGAAAUGGCACAAGAGACCUCAAGAUUGGCAGAAGAGGAACAGUUUCUCUUCAUGGUUGCUUCCUGUACAUGCUGGUGAUUCAAGCUUUAUGACAAGCAAGACCUCAUAUGGUUCACACAAGACCAACACUGGUUUAGGCCUUGGCAGGUUCUUCACUUUGGCAGAGCUGCAAGAAGCAACCAAGAACUUUGAUUCCAAUGCAAUAAUUGGUGUUGGUGGGUUUGGAAAUGUGUACCUUGGAGUGAUUGAUGAAGGCACCAAAGUUGCUGUAAAAAGAGGAAAUCCACAAUCAGAACAAGGCAUAACAGAGUUCCAAACAGAAAUUCAAAUGCUUUCAAAGCUAAGACACAGGCAUUUGGUUUCUUUGAUUGGAUACUGUGAUGAAAACUCAGAAAUGAUCUUGGUAUAUGAGUUCAUGUCAAAUGGCCCAUUCAGAGAUCACUUGUAUGGAAAGAACUUGUCUCCGUUGUCGUGGAAGCAAAGGCUCGAGAUCUGUAUCGGAUCGGCUCGAGGUCUUCAUUACCUGCACACAGGAUCAGCACAGGGAAUCAUUCACCGUGAUGUCAAAACAACCAAUAUUUUGCUCGACGAGAACUUCACUGCAAAAGUUGCGGAUUUCGGGCUGUCAAAGGAUGCGCCAAUGGGGCAGGGACAUGUUAGUACUGCAGUGAAGGGGAGUUUUGGAUACUUGGAUCCAGAGUACUUUAGGAGGCAACAGUUGACAGAGAAAUCAGAUGUUUAUUCGUUUGGGGUUGUUCUACUUGAGGCUUUGUGUGCAAGGCCGGCAAUCAACCCAUCUUUGACAAGGGAACAAGUGAACUUGGCUGAUUGGGCAAUGCAGAACAAGAGAAAAGGGACAUUGGAAAAGAUCAUGGAUCCUCUUCUAGUUGGAGCCAUAAGUCCUGAUUCUAUGAAGAAGUUUGCAGAAGCAGCAGAGAAGUGUCUUGCAGAACAUGGUGUCGAUAGGCCAAGCAUGGGGGAUGUGCUGUGGAAUUUGGAGUAUGCAUUACAACUUCAAGAGUCAUUCUCAAAAGGCAAGGCAGAAGAAGAAACCAAACCCGAAGCUACAGCACCUGUCACCCCCACCUCCGCUACUCCUACCGCUGUCGACGAUUCGACAGAUGCACCAAACUCCGACAACUGCCCUGCUGCCGUGAAGCCAGAACAGAACAGGCAACCGGCAGAGGUCCAAAACCAAACCAUUGAUGAUCACUCCGGCAGUGCAAUGUUUGCUCAUUUUUCUAAUCUCAACGGUAGAUGAUGAUACAAAACUUGGCGGGCUGUGAAACAACAAUGCCUAAACACAUAUGUCAUGAAGGUUUAAUUGUGGAGUUGGGUGAGUUUGGAUAGGCUAAUCUGCAUUCAACCUGUGUUCCUUAUCUUUUCUUUUCUUUUCAUUUCUUAUGUGGGAGUGUCUGAUUGUUUGAGUCAGAAAGGAAAAACAAAAAAAAAA
Cucurbita maxima (winter squash) is the source of this 3100-nucleotide messenger RNA. Its product is annotated as probable receptor-like protein kinase At4g39110. The coding region runs from base 263 to 2908 and encodes 881 amino acids. The record is from RefSeq and is a predicted model, not a curated record. Gene Ontology annotation, cellular component: plasma membrane; plasmodesma. Gene Ontology annotation, biological process: protein autophosphorylation. The transcript has a single exon. Gene Ontology annotation, molecular function: transmembrane receptor protein tyrosine kinase activity; ATP binding. Lineage: Eukaryota; Viridiplantae; Streptophyta; Magnoliopsida; Cucurbitales; Cucurbitaceae.